Molecule: messenger RNA, 3012 nt
Organism: Nerophis ophidion (straightnose pipefish)
Lineage: Eukaryota; Metazoa; Chordata; Actinopteri; Syngnathiformes; Syngnathidae
Gene: slc4a1a
Product: solute carrier family 4 member 1a (Diego blood group)
Exons: 21
Coding region: 212-2959 (915 amino acids)
Biological process (GO): transmembrane transport; regulation of intracellular pH; bicarbonate transport
Cellular component (GO): basolateral plasma membrane; plasma membrane
Molecular function (GO): monoatomic anion transmembrane transporter activity; solute:inorganic anion antiporter activity; bicarbonate transmembrane transporter activity
Source: RefSeq, a predicted model, not a curated record
GGUCGUGGGGUACAGCGCUCUCUGGAGUUGACGUAGUUUUCACGAUGGGUGUUCCCGCGCCUUGGGAUCGGGUCUCGUCACCGUUUGCUGGCUUUUGGCUCACUUUCUUCAGCGGGCUCGUCCACGCCGACAACUCCAGGUGACCAGGUGGGAGUACCUGCGUGCAGGGAAUGUACAAAAGUCGCUGAGAGUGUCAACUCGGAACGCACCCAUGGAAAACACGUUCAGUUUCCACGAGCAGGCCUCGGAAUUGUCAUAUGAAGACAACGAUGCAGCCCUCCCCUCGCCACCGACAAUGACUCCAGCAGACCUCCGUGAUGUAGAAAUCGGGAGGAAACGUGACGAUAACAAUGAAGCACCUGUACGUACGUACAACAUUCCCAAAGAUUCUGGCGCCUUCCUCAACCUCAACACCAAUGCCACCACCAGAGGAGACGCUCAGGCGUACGUGGAGCUCAACGAGCUGCGGGGUAACACCUGGCAGGAGACUGGUCGCUGGGUGGGCUACGAGGAGAACUUCAACCCCGCCACAGGGAAGUGGAGUCCUUCUCACGUGUCCUACCUCACGUUCAAGAGUCUCAUCCAGCUACGCAAGACCAUGAGCACAGGUGCCGUCAUCUUCGACCUGAACGCCAGCAGUCUGUCCGCCGUGGCCGAGAAGGUGGCCGACGAGCUCCUCAGCAAGAGCGAGAUCCGAGCCAGCGACCGGGACGGGGUGCUCAGAGCUCUCCUCAUGAGACGCAGCCAAAUCGAGGGGCCGGUGGUCACCCCUACAGGAGACAUCCAGAUGCAGACUUUUUCAGUUCCUCAGAAGAGAGACACCUCUGACAACAUGGAGGCGUCCAUCGUGCUCUCAGGUGUCCUGGAUCUCCUGGAGAAGCCAGUGGUGGCUUUUGUCCGACUGAGAGACUCCGUGGUGAUGGAGUCCACCCUGGAGUGUCCCGUUCCUGUCCGGUUCGUUUUUGUCCUGUUGGGUCCCAGCCAGAGCGGAGUGGACUACAGCGAAAGCGGGCGCGCCAUGGGGGCUCUCAUGGCCGACUGGGUGUUCUGCUUGGAGGCGUUUCUGGCCGAGAACGACAAAGACCUGACCAACGCCAUCGCGGACUUCAUGGACUGCAGCAUUGUCAUCCCCCCCACUGAGAUCCAGGACCCGGGAAUGCUUGAGCCCAUCAUCAAGUUCCAGAAAGGGAUGCUGCAGGACAGGCUCCGCCCCAACGACACCCGUCUCGCCUUUGGGGACAGGAUUAAAGUGGAGAAAACUGCGGAGCCCCCGAGAGAAGACCCUCUGGCUCGUACCGGAGUCCCCUUCGGUGGGAUGGUGAAAGACAUCAAGCGUCGUUACCGCCACUACAUCAGCGACUACACCGACGGUCUGAAUGCUCAGGUCCUGGCGGCCGUCAUCUUCAUCUACUUCGCCGCCCUGUCGCCCGCCAUCACCUUCGGAGGACUUUUAGCUGACAAAACAGAGAGGAUGAUGGGCGUGUCAGAGCUGAUGAUCUCCACCAGCAUUCAGGGCAUCAUCUUCUGCAUCAUCGCCGCCCAGCCCGUUCUCGUCCUCGGCUUCUCCGGACCGCUGCUGCUCUUCGAGGAGGCCUUCUUCAUCUUCUGCAGGUCCCAGGAGAUCGAGUACAUCGUGGGCCGGAUCUGGGUAGGUAUGUGGCUGGUGGUGAUCGUGGUCAUCAUCGUGGCCGUGGAAGGGAGCUUCCUGGUCCGCUUCAUCUCCCGCUUCACCCAGGAAAUCUUCUCCAUCCUCAUUUCUCUCAUCUUCAUCUAUGAGACCUUCAAUAAGCUCAUCAAGAUCUUCAAGGCCCACCCCUUGAUUCUCAACUACAAACAUCUCAACACCUCAAACCCCUUCCACCAUGCGGUCACCAAUAACAUCGUCAACACCACCAGCAAUGAGACAAUCGCCGGGGCGCCGGUGGAGGGGCCGGCCUACCCCAACACCGCCCUGCUGUCCAUGUGCCUCAUGCUGGGCUGCUUCUUCAUUGCCUAUUUCCUGCGACAGUUCAAAAAUGGCACUUACUUGCCUGGCCCGUUGCGACGCUUGAUUGGAGAUUUUGGCGUCCCCAUCGCUAUUUUUAUCAUGAUAGCUGUGGACAUCAGCAUUGAGGACACUUACACUCAGAAACUUUCCGUGCCAAAAGGUGUCCAGGUGACCAACCCCCAGGCCAGAGGCUGGUUCAUCAAUCCGAUGGGGGAAAAGAAGCCUUUCCCAGUUUGGAUGAUGGCCGCCUCCUGCGUACCAGCCCUGCUCGUCUUCAUCCUCAUUUUCCUGGAGUCCCAGAUCACCACGCUGAUCGUCAGCAAACCGGAGAGGAAGAUGAUAAAAGGGUCCGGCUUCCAUUUCGAUCUGCUCCUCCUGGUCACAAUGGGUGGCAUCUCCUCCAUAUUUGGGGUGCCCUGGCUGAGCGCUGCCACCGUGCGCUCCGUCACCCACGCCAACGCGCUCACCGUCAUGUCCAAGGGCCCCAAACCGGAGAUAGAAAAGGUGGUGGAGCAGAGGAUCAGCGGCAUUCUCGUGGCCAUCUUGGUCGGUGUGUCUAUCUACAUGGAGCCACUCCUGAAGAUGAUCCCCAUGACGGCUUUGUUUGGCAUCUUCCUCUACAUGGGGGUCACGUCCCUGAGUGGGAUCCAAAUGUGGGAUCGGAUUCUUCUCUUGAUCACGCCCAAGAAGUAUUAUCCACCAGAUGCCUACGCCACCAGGGUGUCCAGCAUGCGGAUGCACCUGUUCACGCUGAUCCAGCUGGUGUGUCUGGCCGUCCUGUGGGUGGUGAAGAUGAGCCCCGCUUCCCUGGCCCUGCCCUUCAUCCUCCUCCUCACCGUGCCCCUGCGCAUGUUCAUGACCGGCACACUCUUCUCUACUUUGGAGAUGAAAUGUCUGGAUGCGGAUGAUGCAAAGGUGAAAAUUGAGGAAGACGUCGGAGAGGACGUGUACAAUGAGUCUCCAUUGCCGUGAAAAAAAAAAAAGUUUGCGUUUCAAGGUAAAUUCUAUGGUAUCGUUGAUUAUUC